Hibiscus syriacus is the source of this 476-nucleotide messenger RNA. Its product is annotated as serine/threonine-protein kinase STY17-like. The annotation marks the transcript as partial. Gene Ontology annotation, molecular function: protein kinase activity. The transcript has 3 exons. Gene Ontology annotation, biological process: protein phosphorylation. The record is from RefSeq and is a predicted model, not a curated record. Lineage: Eukaryota; Viridiplantae; Streptophyta; Magnoliopsida; Malvales; Malvaceae.
CCCGAAGAUGCCUGCUGGUUUGUUUUGGUUUGUUCGUUGGUUCCCCUGGUUAUUUGCCUUUGUUUGCAUUUUCAGAUUCCAUACGAGUUCUUAACACCAUUACAAGCUGCUGUUGGAGUGGUUCAAAAGGGUCUACGUCCUACAAUUCCAAAGCAUGCUAACCCGAGGCUCACUGAACUUCUCGAGAGAUGCUGGCAGCAAGAUCCGGCACUAAGACCCGAUUUCGCUGAAAUUAUAGAGAUUUUACAGCAAAUUGCCAAGGAGGUAGAAGAUGAAGGUGAGGAUCGAAGGAAAUCUUCGGGAGGAUUUUUGUCUGUCCUUAGAAGAGGCCACCAUUAAAGACAAAAGACGUGUUAUACGGUAGAUAUGUUCAUAACUUGAAUAUAAAGCUUUUUAGCUAUGUCGGACAGGCCAUUCCCGCCAUUUUCAUCAGCACUGUACAGUAUUUUUCAUUCACUUGUUUCUCUUAUGAUUUA